Cantharellus anzutake is the source of this 940-nucleotide messenger RNA. RefSeq names its product Metallo-dependent phosphatase-like protein. Gene Ontology annotation, cellular component: cytoplasm; nucleus. NCBI's taxonomy places the organism in Eukaryota, Fungi, Basidiomycota, Agaricomycetes, Cantharellales, Hydnaceae. The record is from RefSeq and is a predicted model, not a curated record. Gene Ontology annotation, molecular function: protein serine/threonine phosphatase activity. The transcript is spliced from 3 exons. The coding region runs from base 161 to 679 and encodes 172 amino acids.
AUCAUGAAUGUGCUAAUACCAACCGCAUAUACGGGUUCUACGAUGAAUGUGAGAGUGAUUGGUAUAGAAAGGCGGUUGGACUUGGUCGACGAAACCCCCCACUUUGUGCUUCCUGCGUUAUGAUAUAGGCAAGAGGCGAUACAGCAUCAAGUUGUGGAAGAUGUUCACCGAUUGUUUCAACUGCCUUCCACUCGCGGCAGUUGUCGAUGACAAGAUAUUCUGCAUGCAUGGAGGACUAAGCCCGGACCUUUAUAACAUGGAGCAAAUACGGCGGAUGACGCGCCCGAUGGAUAUCCCGGAUGCAGGAUUGUGCUGCGACCUGCUGUGGGCUGAUCCCGAAAAGGGCACAUUGGGAUGGUGCAGGAAUGAUCGUGGCGUUUCCUUCACGUUCGGAGCCGACAUUGUUUCGGGGUUUCUCCAACGGCACAGCCUAGAUCUCAUUUGUCGUGCCCAUCAAGUAGUCGAAGAUGGAUACGAAUUCUUUGCGAGAAAGCGGCUUGUGACUAUCUUUUCCGCGCCAAAUUACUGUGGCGAAUUCGAUAAUGCGGGGGCGAUCAUGAAUGUCGAUGAGCUGCUGGUAUGUUCUUUCCAAAUUCUAAAGCCAACGAAUCAGAAGUCACAGUAUAGUACUCGAGACAUUGCUACUAUGCCACGGAUAUGGCGGCAAAUGUCGAUUUAGCGGGUUUAGAAGUCACGUUGUUAAACACGGUGGUGAGGGAACGUGUAAAGGGCAUUGGUGCGGCCCGUGAGCUCAGCUCCCCCUAUUUGUUUCAUGAUUUUCCACCUGUGUAAUAUACUAGUAUUAUCUUCGGACACCUAAGCUUGGGCCAGAUAACCAUGAACGCCAAGCCACAGCAGGAGCCAGGAGUUGGGUGCGCUGAGAUGCUAAAAGUUUGGUCCCAAUAGAGUUACAAUAGUAGCUUAACCAAUGGUUGCCUGU